GAGCCCCGGGCACGGGACGGCGCUCCGGACUGUAACGAUGAGGAGAUGAAGGACUCGGAGAGCGACGCGGAUGUGAGCGAUGAGAAGCCGGAGAGCCUGAAGGCUGAGAGCAGCAGCUCGGCCGCGGAGCUUAAGGAGUGCAAAGAGACGGGCAAAGCGUGUGAAGGGGCCAAGGAGCUGGGUGAAGGGGCUGCUGGUCAAACCGCUCCCUGCAGCUCCUCCAGUGCAGAGUCCCCCAGCCACUUGCUCGGGCCAGGCAUCAACAAAACUGAGGUGAAAUAUCUCCCACCAGCCUCCAUCCCACCACCUCAGCCGCUGCCCUUCGGAUUCCCCUACACCAUGAGCCCGUACUUCCAUGCAGGCACCAUGGGAGGUCUGUUUCUGGAUGGUGAGGAAAGCCCCGCGCUGGAAGACAUCAGCAAAUGGACGGUGGAGGAUGUGUGCAGCUUUGUGUCCAACUUGUCUGGCUGCACCGAGUACACUCAGGUAUUCCGAGAGCAGGCUAUUGAUGGGGAGACCCUGCCCCUCCUGACGGAAGAGCACUUACUGAACAACAUGGGGCUGAAACUCGGACCUGCACUGAAGAUCAGGUCACAGGUGGCCAAGAGGGUGGGCAGGGUCCUGUACAUGGCCGGCUUCCCCAUGGCCUUCCCACUGCAACCUCCUGGCCUGCGCCCCCCGGAGCGGGACCUG
Messenger RNA from Nestor notabilis (Kea), 693 nucleotides. It is a transcript of the gene SAMD11, whose product is annotated as sterile alpha motif domain containing 11. NCBI's taxonomy places the organism in Eukaryota, Metazoa, Chordata, Aves, Psittaciformes, Psittacidae. The transcript is spliced from 4 exons. The record is from RefSeq and is a predicted model, not a curated record. The annotation marks the transcript as partial. Gene Ontology annotation, molecular function: protein binding.